Messenger RNA from Prunus persica (peach), 1858 nucleotides. RefSeq names its product F-box/kelch-repeat protein At3g23880. The transcript has a single exon. The record is from RefSeq and is a predicted model, not a curated record. Lineage: Eukaryota; Viridiplantae; Streptophyta; Magnoliopsida; Rosales; Rosaceae. Gene Ontology annotation, molecular function: protein binding. The coding region runs from base 540 to 1667 and encodes 375 amino acids.
UCCAAGAAAGAAAAACAAAAAGCUCAAAUUAAUAUCUAAACGCUUAAGAAUCAUACCAGCAAAAACCAAAGAAACGGGACCUGAAAAUUCAACAGGCAAACUAAGGUCGGUUGUGAACGAAGCCAAGCCGCCAUGAGAGAGGAGAGGGAAUAGAUUUAUGGUUCUUUUCUUUGUGGCAUGGACGAUUGAGGGUGUCUUGAAUUCCCGCAUUUGUUUGAUUGAGUAACAAGAUGAGGUAUGCUUUACUUCUUGGUUUUAUGAUUGAUUAUAUUCCUUAGUUGAAGUGGUGCAAGAAUUGUAUUGGGUUUCAUGAGCUUUUGUUGAGGUGGGUUUCUGGUUAUGGCGUCUGGAUUUGCCAUUUACUUCUUGGAUAUCUGAAUAUAUUCCUUAGUUAAAGUGUGCAAGAGUUGGAUUGUGUUUCACGAGCUUCUGUUGAGGUGGGUUUCUGGUUAUGGCAUCUGGAUUUGCCAUUUUGGAAUGCUCUGUAUUUUCUUGUUAAAAUCAGUUGAGUUCUGUAGAGAUUUCUGUUUGGCAUCAACAUGUUUAACCUCGAGUAUCAAAGAAAGAGAAGAAGAGACGCACAAGUGAGCAAGAUAGAUGACUUUCCCCAAGAGAUCUUGUUUGAAAUCUUUACAAGAUUGAGUAUGAAAUCACUUUUGCGGUGCAGAUGUGUUUGCAAAUCUUGGAAGGGUUUAAUUAGCAACCCUGAUUUCAUGAACGCCCAUCUCAAAAGAAAUGUCUUGAAAAAUGCAUGUGAUCAUCUAGUUAUCCACACUGGGUAUGAUGUAAGUGGCUUCUCAGUCUAUGAUGCUGAAGAAUUUACAAAGCGUUUUGAUCUAGAGCUUCCUAGGCCCAAACAUGUCUCAUAUGCAGUUUAUGGUUCUUGCAAUGGGGUGCUUUGCAUCUCCGCUACUUGGCGUGUGAAUUUGGCAAGUCCUAUAUAUCUGUUGAAUCCAUCAAUCAGAGUAUUCAAAAAACUUCCCGAUUGCCACAUCCUGCAAACUGCCCAUUUUGUUACUCUUGGGUUUGGGUUUCAUCAGAGGGGGGACGACUAUAAGGUUGUGAGGGUUGUGAGGUUUCCACGCAAGAAAGAUUUCUUUGCAGUUGAGGUUUACAGCCUUAGAUUGGAUACCUGGAGAAGAAUUACUGCAACUCCGCCUGUUUCACAACAAGCCCGUUUUCCUCAACCCAAAUGUUUAUUCUUCAAUGGAUUUUUGUAUUGGAUUACAGUGGAGCCUUCUCAACAUUGCACUUCCAUUGUUUCCUUUGAUCUGGACAGUGAGGUUUUUCAAAAGAUUAUGCUUCCAGAUAUAUUGUUCGGAGUGGCGUCCGUACCUACUGUUCAAGUGUUUGAAGAAUCGCUUUCUUUGUUCCAUCAAAGAAAAGAUGACAAUGUUUGGUACUGUGACAUAUGGGUUGUGGAAGCAGAUAUUUGGACAAUGAACCGCACGAUUCUUCUUCCAAGAUGUGAAUCUGUAGCAUGGCCAUUGGGGAUUAGAACAGAUAACAAAUUUCAUUUGGUUAGGCAUGUUCGAAAUAUGCAACGUGACCCAAUUUUGGUUUUAUGUGAUCCUGUGUUGUGGAGAGCUAAGGAUACCGGAAUCAGCUUGAGUUAUCACUCUCAGUUUGUCGAUGCUUAUAGGGAGAGUCUAAUUUUACUAAACUGAAUUUCUAGUUCUGAGCUCCAGUUAUACAUGUGUGUAGUGAAUUCUGUUUUUGGUGUCCCAUAAUGACGAGUCAUAUGUUAGAUGUAAAUUGGUGACUGAUUUGGAGCUUGUGGACUGAUAUUCAUGUAUUUGAUAGAUCUGUUUUAAACAUUUGACAGUUAGCUUUUAAUGAAGAACUUGAAGAACCAAAA